This is a messenger RNA of Ictalurus punctatus (channel catfish), 439 nucleotides long. Its product is annotated as histone H2B-like. Gene Ontology annotation, molecular function: structural constituent of chromatin; protein heterodimerization activity; DNA binding. The record is from RefSeq and is a predicted model, not a curated record. Lineage: Eukaryota; Metazoa; Chordata; Actinopteri; Siluriformes; Ictaluridae. Gene Ontology annotation, cellular component: nucleosome. The transcript has a single exon. The coding region runs from base 29 to 403 and encodes 124 amino acids.
UCUGUUCGUUUAGUGGAGAAGCAGCAUCAUGCCCGAUCCAGCCAAGACCGCGCCCAAGAAGGGUUCGAAGAAAGCCGUGACCAAGACGGCCGGCAAAGGAGGCAAGAAACGCAGAAAGUCCAGGAAGGAGAGCUACGCCAUCUACGUGUACAAGGUCCUGAAGCAGGUGCACCCUGACACCGGCAUUUCAUCCAAGGCCAUGGGCAUUAUGAACUCCUUCGUGAAUGAUAUUUUUGAGCGCAUCGCCGGUGAGUCUUCUCGUCUGGCUCAUUAUAAUAAGCGCUCCACCAUCACCUCGAGGGAGAUCCAGACCGCCGUGCGCCUGUUGCUUCCCGGCGAGCUGGCCAAGCACGCCGUGUCCGAGGGCACAAAGGCCGUCACCAAGUACACCAGCUCCAAGUGAAGCGCGUUACCGCCGUCUUCAUCAACCCAACGGCUC